GACUCCCAGCUGCUGCUGCGGCCAGCCCGUCGCCUGCCCAGCCUGUCCCCUGCCCAGGCCUGUCACCGUGCGCCUCUCAGCAGGGCUGCGGGAUGAAGGAGGGCAUGUCCAGCAACAGCACCACCAGCAUCUCGCAGGCCCGCAAGGCCGUGGAGCAGCUCAAGAUGGAAGCCUGCAUGGACAGGGUGAAGGUGUCCCAGGCAGCUGCGGACCUCCUGGCAUACUGUGAGGCCCACGCCCGGGAGGACCCUCUGAUCGUCCCCGUGCCUGCGUCAGAAAACCCGUUCCGAGAGAAGAAGUUCUUCUGUACCAUCCUCUGACUCUGGGUGAAGAGCCUCCUUCCUGGACCACCCCUGGGGACCCGCAUGCGCAGCUUUAGGGAGCCCCCUCCAUCCCUGCCCAUCCUGCCCAGCCACGACCGUGGGGGCCGGUUUUGUCUGUCCCUUGGUGUCUUCAUUGCAUCAAUUUCACUUUUUCUUUUCAUUUUCAUGUUAUUUGCAUUAUUGGCCAAGACAGCAGACAUUUUUGUAGCCAAAUAACAAAUGUGCCAAGUAAAAAUAAGUAUGGAUUUAAGGGCUUAAAUAUUUAAACAUCAGUUCCCAAGUUUAAAUACAUCAAGUUAACACCUUUCAGUGGAUAAUUUAUUGAAAAACUAUACCCAAGAAUCCCCCAUUCUCAUCAUUCAGCAUCAGAUAAGAGCAUUGGACCAACUAAAAUACGUGAGUAAAACUUUCAUCUCCUUCCCUGGAGAAAGUUCUGGAAGGUCCCUAGUUCUGCUUUUCCACCAUCCUAUUAAAAAGGAAACAACCCACAGCAGUGACAGUUUUCUUAACACAUGUGGCCAGGGGCCCAGGCCCUGUUUCCCACUGAGUGUCACUGACCACUCCGGAGGUGGUCCCUCUACAACUACAGAUGCGGGGGAUGCUGUACAUGUGACUCCAGCUGCCAAGGGUGCCAUCUCCCCUCUCCAACGACACCUCUUCCCACUCCCUCCUGUCUGGCUCCUUCUUGGGGCUUCGGACACGGCGGCGUGAGUAAAGGCCACUCUAGGCUCAACACGGCCUGGGGGUUUCACCAUGGUGGCCCUGCCCCGGAGGGAUGAGUCACAGGGACAGCAGAUCUGGGCAUUGACAAGUAUUCACUUAUGUAAUCUUCCAACAAUAAAUAAAUCCCAUGAGCAUAUCUGUUUUAAAGAGAGGGAAACUGAGGCACGGGAAGAUGAUGUCGUUUCCCCAGGGUUAUAGACAGUAAACAGGAAACCUGGGACUUGAGGGCAGGCAGCCUGGCCCCAGAGCCCUGCCUGAACCCCUGGGCUACACUGCCCUCCAGGUCGACCUGGAGCAACCUGAGAGAUUCUGUGAAGCACUGUGGCCGCGGCCGGCUCAGCAGCACCCGUCUCUCCCCCUCUGCCAUGAGGUGCAUGCCCGGCCCGUGUUCCUGUCGUUGAUGGGCGAUGAUACGUGGAGGCCCCAGUGGAAGGGUAGACAGCCUCUUGGUUUUCCUGACAUGAACUUGCAGGCCCUUCCCAGGCAAACUCAAACCACCCUGCAGAACGAAGACACUAACCCAGAGCAGAGAGUGCGUUGUCUAAGUUGAUUCUAGUCUCUGGAAACUGCCUCUGUCCCUGGUCCUGAUGGGACAUGCUGUGUGAGCAAGACGUUUCUUAAAUCUUCUAACCUGCAGAAUGGGGAUAGUGGUGAUGACACCUCCUGCAUUCUGCCGAGGACACAGAGAGGAAAGCUGUGGUUACCAUUUAAAACAAAUAAGUGUGCUAAAUGCCGAGAUGUCAUAUAAUAUAAGGAGGGAUGCGUGACUGCAAAGGCGCAUGGUUCAGUUGGAGGGCCGGCGUAAAAUUGCCUACACAGAGGCAAAUAUAAUUUCCAGAUCGGUUAAUGACUUGCCACCCUUGUAAAUGGUUUUAGUGGACUUUUAUCCUUUGCUGCUUUUGUUGAAACCCAUUCUUAGCUUCAUUAAAGCGCACGGAUAAUACCAGUGUUGUUAGGAAGCUGUGUGCUCAGACUAUAGGAGAAUUGUUUGCUCUGUGUGAUAAGACGUCGGGCCCUCCUCUCUUCAGUUUAUGACCAGGAUCUCUUUAUUCUGUGGUCCAUGUCAACAUCAUUAACCUGAUAAAACAAAGCACAACCCAUAAAAGCACAUCCGAGUAGCUGAGAAAGUAGGACAGCACAGAACCGGCCAAAUCAGGUAAAACAAAACAAACAUGCUUCCGUCCCUCCCCACACUUUCCCUGUUUGUCUGUCCAUACUCUGCCCCCCUCCCCUCUCCCUCACGUUCCUUCAUGAGACCUUUCGUCCUUGCACACACCUUCUCCUUCCAAACCUAUGGCCUUUUGUGUGGCUUCCCCCUUCUGAAGUGUCCGUGAACUCUGCCGGCUUCUUGAAGGCAGUCAGGCCAUGGGCUGUGAGAUUCACAAACGUGUGACUGGUCCCAUCCCCCGCUAGCCGUCAUCAGGAGGUGAGUGGCAUGGGGUGCGCCUGUGGUGGGCACUUGUCAUUGUGUUUCCAGCUUGGCUGUCCAGCAUCUGACACCCCUUCCCACAGGGAAGAAUCACCCCUUACAUAUCAACUUAGGGGGGUGCAGUGUCCCCUGCCUCUGUGAUGCUCAACUGGGAGGUCUCCCCUGUCUCUUGGAUGAACCCCCUUUCUAGCACUGACUGGCCAGGGAGUGGCCAGUGACCCGGGGUGAACAGCCUGGACUCCCUGCUUGGGAUGUGACCCUGGAGCCGAUAACACAGAAGUGACAGGAUGCUGAGGUUUGUUUCCUGGGAGCUGCAGUGGUCCAGGGGCAGCUGUGGCCCAGCUGAGGGCGUGUCCGGGACCGCUGUGUCCACUGGUACCAAUGUCCCGGAAUGACAGUCCUGAGCCGAGCAUUCCUGCUCCGUUUCUCAGCCCCACUGAGCUGUCUCGGCUCCCACCCAUCUUCCUAGGUUUCCUUUUCAGCUAUUUGUCAGUUCUUUGAGCCUCCAGGUUCCAUCCAAUAAAUUCCUGUUCCUCCAUGAAAUAGCCUGGGUUGAGUGUGCAUAUCGUAUAAGCUAACAGCCCUGCUCCCAGGUAUAUUCCCAACGGAAAUGUGUGCUGUGUUCACCAGAGAAAUGUACUGUGUUCAGAGAAGCACUACCCAUAGCAACCCCAGACUGGAAAGCACCCCCGUGCGCAUGUUGAAUGGAUAUUCGAUAGCGGCACGUUCGCACGGUGGACUUCACGCAAUGAGAAUGAACUAGAGGCCCGCAGCCGCACACGCCCUCCGGCGCCGGGGGCGUGGGUCGCGGGAGAUGAGGCAAGCAGGUGCUGCGUGGUCCCAUUUCUGUAGGUGUGAGACCCGCCCCAGCCAGUCUGUGCCGCUGCAGGCCCUCGAGGGGCCGGUGGCCAGGAGGGGUGUGGGGAGGUGGUUUUGGGGAGGUGGUUUCUUUAUCUGUUUCUUGAUCUGGACACACUGGGUGUGUCCAGUUUGUGAAAAUUCUUAGCUGUACACAUCUGAUUUGUGCACUUUUCUGUAUGUAUGUUACACUUCAAUAAAGAGUUGGUUUUUGUGGCUAGCA
This is a messenger RNA of Miniopterus natalensis, 3556 nucleotides long. RefSeq names its product G protein subunit gamma 4 (gene GNG4). The record is from RefSeq and is a predicted model, not a curated record. Lineage: Eukaryota; Metazoa; Chordata; Mammalia; Chiroptera; Miniopteridae. Gene Ontology annotation, biological process: G protein-coupled receptor signaling pathway. Gene Ontology annotation, molecular function: G-protein beta-subunit binding. Gene Ontology annotation, cellular component: heterotrimeric G-protein complex.